Molecule: messenger RNA, 1588 nt
Organism: Scylla paramamosain (green mud crab)
Lineage: Eukaryota; Metazoa; Arthropoda; Malacostraca; Decapoda; Portunidae
Product: tubulin beta-1 chain
Exons: 4
Coding region: 229-1455 (408 amino acids)
Biological process (GO): microtubule cytoskeleton organization; mitotic cell cycle
Cellular component (GO): cytoplasm; microtubule
Molecular function (GO): GTPase activity; GTP binding; structural constituent of cytoskeleton
Source: RefSeq, a predicted model, not a curated record
UGGCAGAAGCGGCCGUGAGCGCACCGAGGACAGACGUACGCCAACAUGAGGGAAAUUGUGCAUAUCCAGACCGGCCAGUGCGGCAACCAGAUUGGAACAAAGGUAAGACAAAUUCUAGUGUUUGUUUCUACUUAACCAUUGUUUUUACUUUUGCAGUUCUGGGAAAUCAUCAGCGACGAACAUGGCAUCCAGCCCACCGGGGAGUACACGGGUGCCGAUAAGGACCUGAUGGAACUCCAGCUGGAGCGCAUCAAUGUUUAUUACAAUGAGGGCAACCAGGGAAAAUAUGUGCCCCGUGCUGUGCUGGUCGAUCUGGAGCCAGGCACCAUGGACAGCGUGCGUGCCGGGCCUCACGGUCAGCUUUUCAAACCCGACAGUUUCGUCUUUGGUCAGAGCGGUGCUGGAAACAACUGGGCCAAGGGACACUACACAGAAGGUGCCGAACUUGUAGACUCUGUCCUCGAUGUUAUCCGCAAAGAAGCUGAGAAGUGCGACUGUCUGCAGGGCUUCCAGCUGACCCACUCCCUUGGUGGUGGCACUGGCUCCGGCAUGGGUACCCUCCUUGUCUCAAAGAUCCGUGAGGAGUUCCCUGACAGAAUCAUGAACACAUUUUCUGUUGUCCCAUCCCCCAAGGUAUCAGACACCGUUGUCGAGCCCUACAAUGCCACACUGUCAAUCCACCAGCUUGUAGAAAACACUGACGAAACUUACUGUAUUGACAAUGAAGCUCUCUAUGACAUCUGCUUCAGAACCCUUAAGCUCCAGAAUCCCACCUAUGGUGAUCUCAACCAUCUCGUCUCCCUCACAAUGUCCGGUGUUACCACCUGCUUCAGGUUCCCUGGCCAGCUGAACGCUGAUCUCCGCAAAUUGGCCGUCAACAUGGUGCCCUUCCCACGUCUCCACUUCUUUAUGCCUGGCUUCGCUCCCCUCACAGCCCGUGGCUCCCAACAGUACCGUGCCCUCACAGUCCCAGAGCUCACACAACAGAUGUUCGAUGCUAAGAACAUGAUGGCUGCCUGUGAUCCCAGGCACGGCCGUUACCUCACCGUUGCCGCCAUCUUCCGUGGCCGUAUGUCCAUGAAGGAGGUUGACGAACAGAUGUACAACAUCCAGAACAAGAAUUCUUCCUUCUUCGUUGAAUGGAUCCCCAACAACGUUAAGACUGCCGUGUGUGACAUCCCACCCAGAGGUAUCAAGAUGGCUUCCACCUUCAUCGGCAACUCUACUGCCAUCCAGGAGCUCUUCAAGCGUGUUAGCGAACAGUUCACUGCUAUGUUCAGGAGAAAGGCUUUCCUUCAUUGGUACACCGGCGAGGGCAUGGAUGAGAUGGAGUUCACCGAAGCAGAGUCCAACAUGAAUGAUCUUGUCAGCGAAUACCAGCAAUACCAGGAGGCAACCGCUGACGACGAGGCAGAAUUCGAGGAGGAGGGUGAAGUUGAGGGAGAAUACGCCUAAGCAUAUUCCAAAUUCUUUAUUUUCCUUCCACUCAUCCCAGAACUGUACUGUACAUUCCUUUCUUUUCACGAAACAAAUAUGAACAAAACUUCAUUUUUUCUUUCUACUUUUGUUUAAUAGAAAUUAUGCACAA